AUUUGCUAUUCGUCGCUGCUCUCGCGUUCAGUCCGGCAGUAUUCUAGCUGAUUCUGUGUGGGUGCUUGUGCCAUCGUACGGUAUCACAGGUUACCUCGCGUUCUGUGCUUGAUAUUCGGCUACGUCGUCUCUUCGUUUUCUAGAAAGGAGAAGAAGGUAAGAUGGAGAAGGGCUACAGCAAUAUGGAGGGCGGCUCCGGGACGUCGGAGCAGGUUGUCGACGCGAUCCAGUAUUUCACGGGAUGCCUGGGCAUGUCGCAGGCGCUCGGCGUGCUCACGAUCAUCCUGACGCUCGUGUGGACGUGCUACUACCGCGGCGGCUUCGCGUGGCACGACGACGUCGCCCACGAGUUCAACUACCACCCGCUGUUCAUGAUCCUCGGCCUCGUCUUCUUCUACGCCGAAGCUAUCCUCGUCUACAGGGUGUUCCGUAAUGUGAAGAAGCUCUACGUGAAGCUGCUGCACGCGUCCCUGCAUUUCCUCGCCAUCAUCUUCGUCAUCGUGGCGCUGAAGGCCGUGUUCGACUCUCACAACCUCGCCAAGCCGACGCCGCAUCCGAACCUGUACAGCCUGCACAGCUGGCUCGGUCUCAGCGUCGUGCUGCUGUUCGGACUGCAGUAUGUUUCAGGCUUUGUGAGCUUCUUAUUUCCAAAGCUGAGUCUGGCAUUACGUCAGUGGUACAUGCCCACACACGUGUUCUUCGGCAUCGCAAUCUUCCUCGGGGCCAUAGCUACAGCACUGAUGGGACUCACCGAGAAGCUGCUAUUCCUUAGGGGUGACAUGAGCACGUUCCGCACUGCCGAGGGCACGUUCAUCAACAUCCUUGGUCUGCUGCUGGUUGCCUUUGCUGGCCUCGUCAUCUAUCUGGUCAUCAACCCAAAAUACAAGCGUCAACCUCUUCCCGAAGAGGAGAUGAUUCAACUGAGUCAGGAUUAAGUAUGAAGCACACGUCUACGAACGCGUAUGUGUGGGUGUGUGUAUGUAUGUGUGACCUCAGAGGCCAGGUGAACAAAGAUGUUGUCUGUUACAAUAAUGGUUGCUCCGUGAUGUUGACUGUCGAAACUAGACAUUGGAUAAACUAUGAGUUGAUACUAUAUGCAGUGACUGCCAUUUAGAAAGAAGCAAAAUCUCACAUAAGUCAGCACAUUAUUUUAAGAAUCGUUUUAAUCCAUUUCUUGUACAGAUUCGUGGUCGUUUUCGAUCACCUCAUGGUUUAAACAUGCCCCUGCAUGCAAAGUAUGGCUCAUAGGGUCUAUGUCCCCCAGGGUACUGCCGGAACGUACCCUGGGUACGGUCCGGUAUACCAGAACGUACCCUGGGUACGUUCCGGCAGUACCCUGGGGGACAUAGCCCCUCUCAGCCACAGUAUGCUGUAGAAUUAGACCAGGCAACUCAGAAGUUUUCAACUCAGAUAGUAUUAUGAUCACGUUUUGACGAGCCAUUCAAAAUGGUUCUUCAGUACUCUGCAUUAUAGUUUUAAUAUUCUAGAUGGAUAUUUGGUUGAUGUCACUCGUUUUAUGUUAUGGCACUCACUGCUUCAGUAUCAAACAUGAUAACGAGUGUACUUAAUUAUAUAUUAAUAGCUGUUCCCAAAGUAUUCGUUUAGUUAUUAUAUUGAAAAUUGAUAUUUGGAAAAAUAGAUAUAUAUAUAGUGUUGUAGUUUUCUUGCACUAUAUUCAAUUCCUUUUUUUAUUGCGUAAUGAAGAUGAGUUGGAUUGAUUUUUGAAGUAGGAUAUUUUGUUAAUUAUGUCUACUCAUUACUUGGAUUAGUGAUGUAAAUUUAUGCCACAAUAAAAUGUGAGGAAUCUGGGGCUCAUUGCCAGAAUCAAAAUUGAUCUUAACAUUAGUUUUAACAUUGACUUUUUCUCAUGGACCAUUGACAGAAUUGUGGUAAUAUUUAGGGUUUCUCAUAUGGAGUAUAUGGAGGUCUAGUCUUCAGGAAAAAGUGUUAAGAUUACUAUUAUGAGUAGUUUUAUCUGGCAACAGUGCCUGUUCCUAACUCUAACCAAAUUUGGUACAUUUACAAAAUUACUUUACUUCUUGAUUGAUGGGAAAUAUAUUUAUGAUUGUUAAUGCUUACAAAUUAUAUGAUAAACGUAUUUUGUGUGAAAUUUGUGGAAUCGGUAUAAUGUUCUACGGCGUUUACUUAAAUAAAAAAUAUGUCACUACUAAAAAUGUAUAAAUUGCAAACCAUGAAAAUUGGGCCAUUUUCAAAGUUCAACUAUCUAUAAAACCUACAAUGGGAUACCCAUAACAUCUGCCAAAUUUAUGCCUAAUAUAAUAUAUAAUAUAAUAUGCCUAAUGUAUCAGUUAUGGUUUUAGUGAAUUUGAGUUUCAGAAAUAGACCAAUUUUCAACACUGGAGCUGUGCCUUUUAGUAGUGAUAUAUUUUUUCAUACAUGUAUUUAUUAUGGCCUGUUGUAUAAAGUCUAUAUAUUUUGUUCAGAAAAUUCUUGUAUUGAUGAAAUCUGAUCCCUGUAAAUACGAGUUUAUUUUUCGAAUUUGUGAGUUUGUGAUGAUCUUAGCUGGAAAGCAUAGAAAACAUUACGAUUCCACAUAGAUGCAUCAGUCAUGUGAUUGCAGUUGUUAACGUAUCUCAGUGGAAGAAAAACAUGCUAUGCAAAUUCCUCUACUUAGAGCACUAAUCACUUUAGAGCACACCGUUUAAUCACAAAUUAGAGCACACAGAAGCAUCCACAUCAUACUGACUUGCACGACAGUUUGUGUAGUUUACUUAGUUGUAGACAAGUGUUUUUUUUGUGAAGAAGGGCAAGUAAAGAAACUUUCCUGUUUAAGCUUACUUUACGUGUCCACAAUUUACGGUUACCGUAUGUUCAGGUCGUUUUAUUUGUCUUUACCGUUUAAAUAAUUGUACAAUGUGCAUGGCAUAUGUGUCAGUUUUGUUGAGCAGUUGUUGUUUUGCAUGUUAAGAAACGUGUUAUCAUUAUACCUCUACUUAUACGUAAUGUGUGUGAUGUAUAAAAUUAUAAAUUAUUCCAAAAUGGAUCGUUUGGGUUAGUCCCAUUGUCGUCACGCAAGGGGCACACGUUAAUAUGCUCUAUAUUGUUGUAAAGCUAUGAGAGGAAACAUGCAAGACUGCAAAAUUUAUGUUUGGCAAAUUAUGAGAGUUGUGAGUGGUAGCUAGUAUACUGCUGACAUCUGCUAAAUUCUUAGCCAUGCAGCUAGAAAUUGUUGUUUGUGUUUGUAUUGUAAAGUUAAUAAAACUGGUCUCACAUUAUUAAUAA
This is a messenger RNA of Priapulus caudatus, 3243 nucleotides long. RefSeq names its product putative cytochrome b561. Gene Ontology annotation, molecular function: oxidoreductase activity. The transcript is spliced from 6 exons. NCBI's taxonomy places the organism in Eukaryota, Metazoa, Priapulida, Priapulimorpha, Priapulimorphida, Priapulidae. The coding region runs from base 162 to 935 and encodes 257 amino acids. The record is from RefSeq and is a predicted model, not a curated record.